Molecule: messenger RNA, 2799 nt
Organism: Stylonychia lemnae
Lineage: Eukaryota; Ciliophora; Spirotrichea; Sporadotrichida; Oxytrichidae
Source: the annotation of a GenBank genome assembly
AUGCAGAAUCCAUAUGGGCAAGAGUAGUCAAGAAAAGCUCACCUUCCUCAUUUGCAGAAGAGAAUAUACCCUGGGAUGGUUGAUUAGAGUUUUGACUCAGUUUAAGCAAGUUCAGCUGAUAAAUACUAUGUGUAGGAUGGUUAGAGGUAGCAAUAAUAGCCACAUGGUUACAAUAAUAUGUAUCCUGAUACAUCACAGACUCAAUCACAAUAAAGUAUUGAUUAAAGAGCUAAUAUUGGAGGAGCAGCAGUUGGACAAUAGCAAAACUAGGCAAAUCAGAAGAUACAGGGAGAACAGAUGCCUAGACCUAUAAAGCUUCUUAAUGCAUUUAAUUACAGAUCAGGAGUCGCAGAUAGAUUUCCUACAAAAUCAAAUAACACUCCUCCCUCAGCAGGUAUCCCAUUCCUGCAGAUUGAUGAAGGUCAAGUAGGGCCUAAAUUCAUGAGAGCAACAGCUGUCAAUACUCCAUAAGAGGCAGAUUUCUCAAAAUAAAGCAGUAUUCCACUUGGAUUCAUAGUAUAACCUCUAGCCGAAACAACCUCAGUUGAAUAUGCAAAUUAAGUGCCUGAACUCCCACUAAUUGAUUAUGGCGAAGAGGGUCCUUUUAGAUGCUAUAGAUGCAAAGCUUAUGUAAACCCAAACAUGACUUUCUUAGAUGGAGGCAAUAAAGCAUCAUGUAAUCUUUGCUAAUACAUCAAUGAAGUUCCAGUUAAUUAUCAAUCAUAAUUAAAUGAGUUUGGUUAGAGAAGGGAUAAAUUAUAAAGACCUGAACUCUAAUAUGGAGCAUAUGAGUUUAAAGCACCAAACUCAUAUAUAAACAAUCCAAUCUCAAAUCCAGUUUAUGUUUUCGUCAUUGAUGUAAGCUAAUUCUCAUAGCCUAUUGGUUUUUUCCAUCAGAUAGUUCAAUCAAUAAAGAUGACAUUGGAUUACAUUCAAAACGCAGAAAACGCCAAAAUUUGUUUUAUCACUUACGACAUCAACAUUCAUUUCUACAAUCUACCUUAGGAUCCAAAUGGUGAGCCAAAUAUUUUGUGGGUAGGAGAUAUAGUUGAUCCUUUCAUUCCAUUUCCUAAGGAAAAACUUAUGCUUAGAGUAGUUGAGGAUAGAGUAAAAAUUGAUAUUUUCCUAGAUAAACUAAUUAACAUGCACAACCUAGAGAGUAAGAAAUACUAAUCGCCAUUUUUAUGCACUGGAGCUGCUAUUUCUGCAGCCAAAUAGCUGAUUCAAAUGGAGGGUAAGUUUUUCAGUAUUCAUAGAUUAUUAGGUGGAAGAAUUUUAGUCUUUGCUUCUAAUAUUUGCACAACAGGAUUUGGAUCAGUUAACGCAAGAGAUGAUCCAAAAGCAUACAAUACAGACAAAGAAAAAACUUUGCUCUCUCCAGCGAAUGAUACUUACAUUAAAUUAUCUCAAGAAUGUGUUAAUUCUAGAAUCUGUGUUGACUUGAUUUAUGCAUUAAAAGCAAACACCCCAAUCGAUAUCACUACUGUAGCUCCAAUUGCAACUUUCACUGGUGGUGAUUUACUCUACUACAAUAAUUUUGACAUCAAUAAACACGGUGAAAAACUACAUUAUGAUAUCUUCAGAAUACUCACAAGAACUCAAGGAACAGAGGUAGCAAUCAAGGCAAGAGUUAGUACUGGCUUAACAGUUACUGAGUACUUUGGAGGCUUUGGAGUGAAAGAUUAGGCUGAUUUUGAGCUGUCAGCAAUUGAUUCAGAUAAAUCAAUAGGUUUCCUUAUAAGAAGUGACGAUAAAUUGAAUGAAGAUGCAAUUGCGCAUGUACAAUUUGCAAUAAUGUACUCCACAUAAUUCAGUGAAAGAAGAAUUAGAGUUUUCAAUUACUGUCUCCCAGUAGCUAAGAGCCUUAAUGCUUAUUACAAAGCAGCUGAUUGUGAGACACUUUCAGAGUUUAUGGUGAAAAAGGAAAUUGCAAGAGCAAUGAGUAAAGGGGCAAAGGUUACCAGAGAAAAUAUCAUAAACAAUCUUGUGAACUUGCUUUAUGUUUAUAGGUAAAAGUGUGCUGCUUAGACAUCCCCAUCAUAGUUAGUACUUCCAGAUAAUCUUAAAUUAUUGCCCUUAUACACUCUAUCUGCUUUGAAAUCUCCUGUAAUAUCAACUUUCAUUAACUUCUCUUAGGCUUUAAGGAUGCUUCCAGGUUGCAAAAUUGAUGAGAAAAUUGUCAGUAUUUACAGGCUUCUUAAAAUGCCACCAUCACAGAUGCCUUACUUCUUCUAUCCCAGAGUUUAUAAAAUCACAGACCUUGGAUAGCCAGUACGAAUAUUUAUUCUCAUGACAAUUUAGGAUUCAACACUUGGUCAAUAUGCAGAAGGCCAAGAAGUUAUGCAAAAGCCUUUACUCUGCAUUGCUUCAAUGGAGAAAUUAGGGACAUAAGACGCUUAUUUAAUUGACAAUAGUGAAUAUAUAUACCUCUACAUCGGCAAUAAUGUGGAUGAUAAUUUCAUCUAUAAUGUAAUUUAGUCAUUCUUAAUUUUGAAUUAUUAGGCUUUUGGAUACAGUAACUUCAGUGAUUUGAAAUUCAACGGAGUCACUACAUUUGUUCCAUAUGAAGGUUCAGAUGCCUCAACAACACUCUGGAACUUCAUUGAGUAAAUCAGAUACGAAAAAAUUGGAGUUGCUUAUGCCCCUCUUAGACUUAUUUACGGCGGAGACACCACUAAUGAGAAGGAAUUCGUAGAGACUUGCUUGGUUGAAGACUCAAUGGACAUUAAUAAAGAGUUCCCCUAUACUGAUUUCUUGUGUAUGCUGCAUAAACUUAUCAGAAAUAAGACUCAAUCUUGA